Wyeomyia smithii (pitcher-plant mosquito) is the source of this 2217-nucleotide messenger RNA. It is a transcript of the gene HisRS, whose product is annotated as histidine--tRNA ligase. Lineage: Eukaryota; Metazoa; Arthropoda; Insecta; Diptera; Culicidae. Gene Ontology annotation, biological process: histidyl-tRNA aminoacylation; mitochondrial translation. The transcript has 4 exons. Gene Ontology annotation, cellular component: cytoplasm; mitochondrion. The coding region runs from base 333 to 2012 and encodes 559 amino acids. Gene Ontology annotation, molecular function: ATP binding; histidine-tRNA ligase activity. The record is from RefSeq and is a predicted model, not a curated record.
CGCAAGUUGUGAAAUUCUGCAUUAGUUUAUUGAACAUAGGUGUCGAUCGCAGUGAGUCUCAUAUUCGUUAGUAGUAAUGACCGAGAAAGAUCUGCUCCAGGCUCAGAUCACCGCCCAGGGAGACGUCGUGCGUAAGCUGAAAUCCUCCGCAGCGGAGAAGGCAAAGUGAAUUCGAUCCACACCGAACAAGACAUUCACCUCAAGCAUAACCAAAAAACCGGCCACCGAUUCGAAUCGCGAAGACCGCAAGGCGGUGUUAAUCGUGAAACGAAACAAAUUUUCGACUCGCAAAAGCGGAAGCGCAGAGCGUAACCAGCGCCCCAAACAAAACAAUGCUUCGUCACUUGUGCUCCCGCCGUUCGGUACACUUCGCUGCGCUACUGGUACGAUCCGGCAGAGCCGCGGAGCGGUGCGAAACUCGCACUCAUUCACUUUUCACGAGUUGGGCUCAACAACGUGGUGGUCACGUAAAUUGCCGCUACUGCCAUUGCAUCGGCAGUCCGGUGGCCACAACCGACGAGGAUGCAAUCGCAAAGAUCGAUGAAGAGGUGGCUAAACUGUUGGCCCUUAAGGCUCAGCUAAAGGAUCUGGAUGGAGCCGGUCUAGCGACCGAGCCGGGCAACAAAAACUUAGUAUUAAAAACUGCUAAGGGAACCCGUGACUAUGGACCGGAGGCGAUGGCCCUGCGUCAGCAGAUAUUCGAUAAGGUGAUCGCCGUGUUCAAGAAGCACGGAGCAGAAACAAUCGACACGCCGGUGUUCGAGCUGAAGGAGGUUCUUACCGGGAAGUACGGGGAUGAUAGCAAGUUGAUCUACGAUUUGAAGGAUCAAGGUGGUGAGAUACUGGCGCUGAGAUAUGACCUCACGGUACCGUUCGCCCGCUUUGUCGGAAUGGGAAACGUGUUUAACAUCCGACGGUAUCACAUCGCUAAAGUUUACCGAAGGGAUAAUCCAUCGAUGACGAAGGGCCGCUAUCGGGAGUUCUAUCAGUGUGAUUUCGAUAUCGCCGGCACGUACGAUCCGAUGUUACCGGAUGCAGAGUGCGUUAAGGUGGUUGUUGAAAUUCUUUCCCAGCUGGAUAUUGGGGAUUUUGUGGUCAAACUCAACCAUCGAAAGCUACUGGAUGGUAUGUUUGAAGCCUGCGGAGUACCAGCUGACAAAUUUCGAACGAUCUGUUCGUCGGUGGACAAACUGGACAAAACACCCUGGGAAGAGGUUCGAAAGGAGAUGAUCAACGAGAAGGGCUUGGAUGCCGCGACUGCAGACCGCAUCGGAGAGUUUGUGCGCAUGAGCGGCGGAGCAGAACUAGUGGACAAACUAGCCGAAGAUGAGAAUCUUAAAAAGAUCAAACCAGCUUUAGAGGGUAUAUCCGAUAUGCGAUUACUGCUGCAGUAUUGUGAGAUUUUCGGGUUGAAGGAUCAGAUCGUUUUCGAUCUCAGUUUGGCCCGCGGGUUGGACUACUACACCGGUGUUAUUUAUGAAGCGGUGCUGAAGGCGGAACCCGUGUUACCCAAGGUUAACGGAGGUGGUAAAUCUAAGAUCAAAGAGGAGGAGGAGGUCUCCGUCGGUUCAGUUGCCGGAGGGGGUCGGUAUGAUAAUCUGGUAGGGAUGUUCAAUCCCAAGAGAAAACAAGUUCCUUGUGUUGGGGUUUCUAUCGGUGUGGAACGAAUUUUCUCCAUCCUGGAGGCCAAAGCACAGCAGAAAGUACGAACCACCGAGGUGGAAGUGUAUGUUGCUUCCGCCCACAAGGGUUUGCAUCUAAAGCGGAUGGAGGUGUUAAAUAUGCUGUGGAAUGCUGGCAUUAAGGCGGAACAUUCCUACAAGCUCAAUCCUAAAUUGCUUGCCCAGCUGCAGUACUGCGAAGAGUACCAAAUUCCGUUUGCGAUCGUUCUGGGUGAUGGUGAAUUGUCGCGAGGUGUUGUCAAACUGAGAGAAAUCAGCAGCCGGAAAGAGGAGGAGCUUCCGCUGGAAUCACUAGCAGAGGAGCUGAGGAAGCGUCUAACGACGCAAUAGGAGCAUUGUAUUCACAACGAAAUUUUAGCUUAUUUUUUCCAAUUUGAUCAUCAUAAUCAUCAAACCCUUUACUCAUAAUACGACAGUUUCAACUUCUUUCACUGCCUCUGACAGUACGAUUGGUUAUUAUAGGAUUCAAAUUGAUAUGAGUGAUGUUCUUCAUUUUUUUUCAAUAAAACCGCUUCGAGCAAAUUGAUUGUUUAAA